Talpa occidentalis (Iberian mole) is the source of this 4708-nucleotide messenger RNA. RefSeq names its product EGF like, fibronectin type III and laminin G domains (gene EGFLAM). NCBI's taxonomy places the organism in Eukaryota, Metazoa, Chordata, Mammalia, Eulipotyphla, Talpidae. Gene Ontology annotation, molecular function: protein binding; calcium ion binding. The transcript is spliced from 23 exons. The record is from RefSeq and is a predicted model, not a curated record. The coding region runs from base 664 to 3717 and encodes 1017 amino acids.
CAUUCCCCUAAGUGUGCUGGACAGACAAGAACAACCUUAGGGGUGUUCGGAGAGACCCCAAGCUCAGUGGAAGCGACCUAGAGGGUGCUGCCGAGGAAGGGUACAAGCAGGGUGGGGUGUAGUGGGGUGAACCAAUGCAAGAUUGCAGGGUCAGGACCAGGGCAGAGGGACCAGACCAGUCACCUAACUCCUGCCCUGCGCCUCUAGUGUCUGAAGUCGGCCCUUCCUAACGCCUCUUCACACACACCCCCCAUACACCCCCCAUUUAGGUCACCAGCUGGGAAGGGCUGAGCUGUCGCCCAGAGGUAGGGGAAGAGUAAAUGGUCUUAGGGUCUGCCCCUCUGGCUUCCACUCGGUUGCAAUUCCGUCCAGGGCUGGUCUUGCCUUUCUCCUUCCCCCAGCGGCCAGCCGGUUCCUCCCCGGCGCCCCCUCCCCCCGGAAAAGCCCUGCUGCGUGUACCCGCUUCACUCCUGCACGCCGACCUCCCAGCUGCUGUCCUGCCUCCUCGGACUCCUCCACGGUUCCCGGUCCAGCCCCCUCAGCCCCCCACUGCCUCAGCUCGGCCAGGGGAUUCACCCGGGCCGCGCCCCCCAAGUCUCCCAGGAGACGCCCUUUUGCAGAGCGCCCGGGACUUGCUGAAACUUUGCAGGCGCCCGCGGCGAAAUGGGUUUCAUCCGAGGCUCCUUGCUCGGGCUCUGGCUCCUGGCUUCCAGCCUCGGACUCCGCGCUUCGCCCGGGGAAGCAGCAAGCCGAAAGCCAGGCAAGAUGGGGCCUCUUGACAUCACCCUGGACGCAGUGAACUGUACAGCUUUUAGCAUCCAGUGGAAAAUGCCCAGGCAUCUGGGGAGUCCCAUCUUGGGGUUCACUGUUUUUUACUCUGAGGUCAAUGGAGACAACUCCCUGCAGGAGCAGUCCCAUAGUGUGCGGCUCAGCCAGGAUGCCCUGGCCACCGGACAAUCUCAUAACCAGGUGAUUUUGGAGGAAGUGAUUGGAGACUUGAAACCAGGCACUGAAUAUCAAGUGAGCGUAGCAGCUUACGGCAAGACCGGCAAAAGGCGGCUCAGCUUUCCUCAGCACUUUAUCACUUUGCCCCAAGAUUCUUGCCUGCCUCCAACAGCACCCCAGCAGCCCCACGUCACUGUGGUUUCUGAGUCUGAGGUGGCCCUGUCUUGGAAACCCGGAGAGAGUGAAGGAAGCUCCCCUAUUCAGUAUUAUUCUGUGGAAUUCAUCAGGCCAGAUUUCGACAAGAGUUGGACCUUAAUCCAAGAGAAUAUCCAGAUGGACUCCAUGGUUAUCAAGGGUCUCGAUCCAGAUACCAACUACCAGUUUGCUGUGAGGGCCAUGAAUCCCCAUGGGCCCAGCUCCCGCAGCCGGCCCAGUGACACCAUCCGUACCUCCCGUCCCCAAGAAGAAGGAAGUGGCAGCUAUGGACCCCAUUAUAGAACCAACUCAGGAGCUGGCGAGGAUGAUGAAGGAGAUGAUGAUGAUGACUUAGAUUUGGAUAUUUCCUUUGAAGAGGUUAAACCACUUCCUGCUAUCAAAGGAGGGAAUAAGAAAUUGUUGGUAGAACCCCAUGUGGCACCUAUAUCGAACCCAAACACUGCUUCUAUGCAUGUGCCCCCUACCCCAGCAUCUCUCCCUAAUACAGCGGCUUUCCAGCCCACCCCUGUGGAGAAGAAAGGCAAGAAUAAUGUGGCUCUGAUGCCCAGGCUCUUUGAUAUGUCUUGCGAUGAAGCCCUCUGCCCUGCUGACAGUUUUUGUGUCAAUGACUACACCUGGGGGGGCUCAAGAUGCCACUGCAACCUGGGCAAAGGUGGUGAGAGCUGCUCAGAAGAUAUUGUUAUACAGUAUCCUCAGUUCUUUGGCCACUCUUAUGUAACCUUUGAACCUCUGAAGAAUUCCUAUCAGGCAUUUCAAAUUACUCUUGAAUUUAGGGCAGAGGCGGAGGAGGGCUUACUGCUCUACUGUGGGGAGAAUGAACAUGGGAGGGGUGAUUUCAUGUCCCUGGCCAUCAUCCGACGCUCACUCCAGUUCAGGUUUAAUUGUGGAACUGGGGUUGCCAUCAUCACAAGUGAGACCAAAGUGAAACUGGGGGCCUGGCACGUGGUGACGCUCUACAGAGAUGGUCUCAAUGGGCUGCUGCGGCUCAACAACGGCACUCCGGUAACAGGCCAGUCCCAGGGCCAAUACAGUAAAAUUACCUUCCGGACACCUCUCUACCUUGGUGGGGCACCCAGUGCAUUCUGGUUGGUCAGAGCAACAGGGACAAACCGAGGCUUCGAAGGCUGUGUUCAGUCCCUCAUCGUUAACGGGAAGAGCAUUGACAUGAGGCCCUGGCCCCUGGGGAAAGCACUCAGCGGGGCUGAUGUGGGGGAAUGCAGCAGCGGGCUCUGCGAUGAAGCCUCCUGUGUCAAUGGCGGCACCUGCACCACAGUGAAAGCUGAUGCUUAUAUCUGCCUCUGCCCCCUUGGAUUUAAAGGUCGACAUUGCGAAGACGCCUUCACCCUGGUCAUACCUCAGUUCAGAGAGUCGCUGAGGUCCUACGCUGCCACGCCCUGGCCGCUAGAGGCCCAGCACUACCUUUCCUUCAUGGAGUUUGAGAUCACAUUUCGGCCAGAUGCAGGCGACGGCAUCCUCCUGUACAGCUACGACACGGCCAGCAAGGACUUCCUGUCCAUCAACAUGGCAGGUGGUCACGUGGAGUUCCGAUUUGACUGUGGUUCUGGGACUGGUGUUCUCAGGAGUGAAGCCCCCCUCACCCUAGGCCACUGGCACGAACUGCAUGUAUCUCGCACAGCAAAGAAUGGUAUCUUACAAGUGGAUAAACAGAAGGUAGUGGAGGGAAUGGCAAAGGGAGGCUUCACACAGAUUAAGUGUAACACGGACAUUUUUAUUGGUGGUGUCCCCAACUAUGAUGAUGUGAAGAAGAACUCAGGCAUCCUCAAGCCAUUUAGUGGAAGCAUCCAGAAGAUCAUCCUGAACGACCGAGCCAUCCACAUGAAGCAUGACUUUACGUGGGGUGUGAACGUGGAGAAUGCAGCCCACCCCUGCGUGGGGGCCCCCUGCACCCACGGGGGCAGCUGCCGGCCCAGGAAGGACAGCUAUGAGUGUGACUGCCCCUUGGGCUUUGAGGGCCUGCACUGCCAGAAAGCCAUCACAGAAGCCAUCGAGAUUCCUCAGUUUAUCGGCCACAGUUACCUGAUAUAUGACAAUCCAGAUAUCCUCAAGAGGGUGUCAGGAUCAAGAUCAAAUGCAUUUAUGAGGUUUAAGACAACUUCCAAGGAUGGCCUAUUGAUGUGGAGGGGAGACAGCCCCAUGAGACCCAACAGUGACUUCAUUUCCUUGGGCCUUCGGGAUGGAGCCCUGGUGUUCAGCUACAACCUGGGUAGUGGUGUGGCGUCGAUCAUGGUGAAUGGCUCCUUCCACGAUGGCCGGUGGCACCGUGUCAAGGCUGUGAGGGAUGGCCAAUCAGGAAAGAUCACUGUGGAUGAUUAUGGGGCCAGAACUGGCAAAUCACCUGGCAUGAUGAGGCAGCUCAACAUCAAUGGUGCUCUGUAUGUGGGUGGAAUGAAGGAAAUUGCUCUACACACGAACAGGCAAUACAUGCGAGGCCUCGUGGGCUGCAUCUCUCAUUUCACCCUCUCCACUGAUUACCACAUUUCCCUCGUGGAAGAUGCCAUGGAUGGGAAAAACAUCAACACUUGUGGAGCCAAGUAACACCAGUUGGCCUUGCCCAAGGGACAGAGCCUUCUAUCCUGGGAAUCCCAGGGGGCCCCACGACCCUGCCUGAUGUCAUCCACAGAGGCACGGGGACCAGGUGUACUUCCUCUCAUCAAAGAGAAAGUAUACCCUGAUGAGAAAAAAGAACCAAGACGGGAAUUCCUGCGUGGCCUUUCCUGCUGACGCUCUGUGGGCCAAACCCAGCGGAGGAUUACUCAGUGGCGGAAGCAUCAGACUUUGUCCAUUGAAUGUGUAAUGGCUACUAGAGGUCACACAUCAAUGCAAAUUCCAGAGCCUGCCUGCAGUAGCUCCUUGACUGUGUUGUGAUUCAUAGUGUAAAAAAAAGAGAGAGGGGGGGGGGACCUGAAGGUCAGUAUUAAAACACUUCUCUCCUUCUCUGACUCAUGAUACUCUUCCUGACAGCAGAAUAACUGUGUGACCUUGAACCUCGAAUUUCUCACCUUGGCUCAUGAAUUAGAAUUAACCCAUUCUAGUCAUCACUGGCUCAAUGUGCUCUGACUAUUCCAUGAACAUGUGGACAUGGGGAAACUAGACAGAAUCAUAAUCAUAAUAUUGUGCCCUAAGGUUUACUUUCAAUGAGCAAUCCCUACUUUUUCUAACACAAAUCUAAGAAAAUAGGCACCAUGACUUUUUAGCUGUCAUUUUGUAUGUGUAUAUUUUUAUAGCUGAAGAUUGUCCACAAAGUAUACUUUUUCAAGUUUGGGUGGACAACCCUGAAUUCUUUGCACAUUUCCUAAAAAUUUUCUUCCAAAGGAGACAUGUUUGGACCCUUGGUGGUAUCUGUGGAAGCGGGUAGGUAAGUUGGGGUAGACGCUUUUCAGUAAAGCUGGUGGCUCAAGGAGAUGAAUAGAAGGCUUUUCGAAAUAAGCAGAUGAAAAGGAAACGUGUUACUGAGGCGGGUCACUACUGGUUUUGUUUUAAGAGCAAGCUUGAAUAAAGGAGAUGAAGAAGACUAAGUCCCAUUCAU